This is a messenger RNA of Jaculus jaculus (lesser Egyptian jerboa), 1224 nucleotides long. Its product is annotated as upstream-binding factor 1-like protein 1. The transcript has a single exon. Lineage: Eukaryota; Metazoa; Chordata; Mammalia; Rodentia; Dipodidae. The record is from RefSeq and is a predicted model, not a curated record. The coding region runs from base 1 to 1224 and encodes 407 amino acids.
AUGGCGUCAUCGCACAACCAAGGACACUGGUCCACAAAAGACACUCUGAAGUUACUGGAGGGCAUGGAGGAGAACCUGCCACCCAACGACCGCCGAGCAUUCCACAAAACACAGGCAGCUCUGGACUGGGGGAAAAUAGCUUUUGCAGGUUUUACAGGAGAAACGUGCAGACUCAAGUGGCAGGAGUUGUCUCACGAACUGAGGAAGGUGCGCACACUGUCAGAGUUAGUGAAGGAAGCUAAGGAACAGGUGGAGCAAGGCCAGGCCAGCAGGAAGUACAAGAAGCACCCCGACUUCCCCAAAAGGCCCCUGACAGCCUACCUGCGCUUUUACAAGGAGCAGAGGGCCCAGUGCCUCCGGAUGCACCCUGAGCUCAACAACAAGCAGCUGGCCCGAGUCCUGUCGGAGAAGUACAGGCAGCUCCCGGAGCAGGCCCGGCAGAGGUACGCGCAAGAGUUCCAGAAGGAGAGGGAGGACUUUGAGAAGAAAGUGGCUCAGUUCCGGGAAGAGCACCCCGACGUCGUCCAGCGUGCUGGGCGAUCUGGGGUGCCCGCGAAGCACCAAGGCAGAGUCCCCACAAAGUUGCGAGGACCAGCGCAAAAGGACAGCGCUCGUCCAGAAACGGAUGGACGGCCCGCCGCGCGGAAAUCUCUGGCCGAACCCGCGAAGCCCCCCAUGAGCGGCUUCCACAAGUUUCAGCAGGACUCGUGGUCGAGCGGGGAGCUGUGUUACCUGCCCGUGCGGGAGCGCAUGGUGGAGAUUGGCCGGCGCUGGCAGCGUGUGCCCCCGAGCGUGAGGGGGCGCUACCAGAGGCAGGCCGAGGAGAUGCAGCAGCAGUACUGGGUGGACCUGGACGCCUGGCUCAGGACUCUGUCGCCCGAGGACUACGCUGCCUACAGAGAGGCCCAGGCCACGUGCGGGAAGCGGAAGUGCACCAUGGUGACAGAUGGCCCCAGCCCCAAGUUCAUGAGAAGAGAUCCCCAGCGCUCCUCAGCACAGGAGCUGCCACAGCUUCCCAGGGACGAGCGGGGGCCCCUGCCUGCGGGGUCAGACUCCUCAGACACCACUGUGGUCCAGGAGGGGGGCUCCCCGACACCAGGCGAGAGGGGGAUGGGAGAUGGGACCCGGGCCCAAGGGACCAGCUCCUCAGAUCUCCAGGGCAGUGGAGAUGAAGAAGAGGCCAACAGGAGCUCUGAGGACAGUCUGUGUGAUUCAUCGUCCUAA